Messenger RNA from Ornithodoros turicata, 3337 nucleotides. It is a transcript of the gene Rcd1, whose product is annotated as KAT8 regulatory NSL complex subunit 3-like. The transcript is spliced from 13 exons. The record is from RefSeq and is a predicted model, not a curated record. Gene Ontology annotation, cellular component: NSL complex. Gene Ontology annotation, biological process: positive regulation of transcription by RNA polymerase II. The coding region runs from base 210 to 3062 and encodes 950 amino acids. Lineage: Eukaryota; Metazoa; Arthropoda; Arachnida; Ixodida; Argasidae.
UGCACGUGCGCACUACGUCUUGUGAAUCGUCGUAGGAUGCUUUGUUACAAUUGUUGUCAUUCAAGUUGUUUGUUUACAUCCCUAUUACAUUAAUUGUUCUGCAUCAAGAUGUACACAACUUCAUUACGUGCCAAUCCACGCUGUUUACGUCGUGUAAUACUUCCGACUGUGGUGAAACGCGUAUUAAGGAGAAUCGUUGAAGACGUACAAUGAGCAGCGUUUUCCAUUCCGGAGCAUACGUGCUCCCUGGAAACCACUACUAUGAAAGCCGAGCCUCAAGUGCGGAGAUGUACCUGCACCGCCUCUCUGGGCAAGAAAAGGAGCCCAAUAUCGUUGUCAUGGACCAUUGCUACGCGAAAGCGUGGAAUGCACAUCCAGAUUCUCACCACGCCAAGCCUGCGAAGCUCCUUUUUAUGAAAGAUAUCCCAUACCCUGAAGGUCGAGACGUUACCUGUGAGGAUGUGCAAGUGGAUGUGGAAGCGUUCACUGCAAGAUGCCUGUUGCCAUAUGACGGUAGUCGAGCCCGCAGCCUUAUGACGGAGUGUGAGCGCAACACAGCCCUCUGUGCCCGUGCCGAAGAAAGCCUGGACGAUUGGGAGGAGGCAGUAAGUCGAGAUGGCUGGACUAACCAGCAGAACAGGCUGUUCAACAAAAUUGCCAAGAUUCUCAACAGUGACCGUCUGGCUCAUCUGUCUUAUGAAAAUGUCACAAACGAGCCCAUCCUGAGACGCCUCGCCGUGGACACUGCUGCACUUAAGUUUCGCCAAGUGUUUGCCCUUUUCGGCUGGGACAUGAAAUUGUUGCAGUGGCUGCAUGGCAUAUUGAUGGAAAAGACGAGUUUGUCAUACCUGGCAGUCUACUUAGAUAUCCUGCAGGCGUUAAAAGCCAAGGUUCCUACGCUCGUUGACAAGAUGCUUUCGAAAGCCGUUGCGUCUGGCCGAGCUCACACUAUUGCACCCGAGACGCUUAACAUACUCCUGAGGCGACCCUGGGACCCUGUAGCUCCGUUCCUUAGCCAACAUAAGCCAAAACGACUUCCUGGCUCGCCACUGCUGGUCCUCUGUCCGGGCAUCCCUGGCCAAGCGAUGAACCUCGGCCAACCGCGCGGUCGCUUCUGGUUUUCGCAGCUUUCAAUCAUGGGCAAACUCAUCAUGGUCAAUGCAUCUGGGACAGACAGCGACGGGAACAUGAAUAACACGCUCGAAAACAUGGUUGGCGCGGUCAAGGCGAAGGUGCUCGAGCUGAAGAAUCACUUCCCGUCGCGGCCCAUUGUUUUGAUUGGAUGGAUGAUAGGGGGCGUGAUCGCUUGCCAGGUGUCGCUGAUGGAAUCGGUCGUGGCCGUAGUAUGCCUCGGCUUCCCGCUUGUCGGCAUCUGCGGAGCAAGGGACGUGGACGAUCCGAUGUUGGACAGCCACACGCCCACGUUGUUUGUGAUUGGCCAGAACGCACUUUCUUGCGGGAUUGACGACAUCGAGAACUUCCGAGAGCACAUGAAAGCGGAGUCGGGCCUGGUGGUGGUCGGCGGAGCGAACGACAGCCUUCGUGUCUCGUCUCUGAAAAAGCGAAUGGAAGGCGUGACACAGUCUGUCGUGGAUCGAUGCAUCGUGGAUGAGAUGGGUGCAUUUCUGGCCUGGGUGCUGACAUCUCAGCAUGGUGGAGGAGGCGCCACUGGCCACUCCACUGCACCGUCAAAGGUGAACGACCCCGGCCUACUGGUGGGCGGGCGCCGGCGCCGCGUCGGAAUCCGAGAGGUGCCCGGACGUGUGGCCGAGUUCAGUAGACGCCGCGGCCGACAGUGCCGCCCCCCGUAUUUCUACGACCAAUCACACUACGGAGGCUCGAGUACAGACACGACUCCUGGCUCAAGCCCAACAGCACUCUUUUCAGCUUUAGGAGUGCAAAAAAAGCGUGGCACUGGGCGAAGAGUUGGGCGUCCUCCGAAGCAGGUCACUCAAAAACGAAAGUUUGGUGCGUUCUCCCUGGGAGGAGCGGGUCUUCCGACACCGCCGAAGCAGGAAUGCCUGAAUGUUGACGACGCGGCAACAAGUAGCGUAGCACGUGCGGAGCAAGGGAUGCCCUCCGCACUGGAAGCGGGCGAUCCUUCUUCUGCCCGGAGCGAGUCCUCGCUUAGUCUCGCAAUGCCGUCCUUCCAAAAGCAGGGAGAUACCCUCACGCACGCAAGUCCGACAGACAGCGCGGACCUCGUACCGACGCCGUCCCUCUGGACGCAGUCCCUCAUCGCGGACUCCUUUACCAGUCCGUCCCCGGUGUCCUCUCCCAUCCGCUGGUUCCAGCAGCAGUCCAACAUCAUCACCAAGUCUCUGCCCUCUUCGUCUCCGGCUUCCGUUCCAGACGCCGCGGAACCUCAGCCUUCCGUCACGGAGUCUCCGAAGACGGAGAGGGAACUUUCGCCGCAGUUACAUCCCGCGGUUAUAUCUGCCGACCCGACUACCCUCGAAAGACCCGGCACGUCAGGAGAGUCGUUGCUUUUCUCAAAGCCGAAAGACGACGGAAGGUUCGUCAGUCUCUCGGCUUCCGGAAUCAAGGUUAGCCUCCUGGAGAAGAGCCUCGUCGGAAAACUGCCCACCUCGCGCGUCGUCGCAUCCGGUGGGGACUUCGUAGCCUUGCCUCUCCUGAACUUCCAGACGGGUCAGGCUAACCGUGUCGUCCUGCCGAUGGCCGGUACCAUCGACAUGGCGGCGGACUUGCCCAGCUCGGAGUCGGGGAUACCCGCAGACGAACCCCUGCUGUCCUCGGACUUCAUGGUGGACGAGUGCCCGGAGCACGAUGGGGACGAUGAAUGUCCCACCCCGCUUGUGGGGAGUACGGGCUAUAAUACGCUAGAAGGCCUCAUCAGGAAUGGGGAAGAAGAGCCGGGCCUAGCGAAGCUGCAUCCCGAGAUAGCGUCUGCUCUCGCAAGUCCGUCAAGCCACGCCUCGGACAGCGAGACUUUGGUGGAGCAACACGGUAGGACCUUGUCAAGCCGAUACAGGAUUCCGUUUCCAACCAUUGCGGCAACGAGGACCAGACGAGUGAGGAUGCCUCGGUUCUUUGACGUCUGAGAAAACUGUGUGUGUGCUUGUGUGCCAACAACAUGUUGCAUGCGUGGAAACGUGGUUUAAUGGGCUGUGCUUCUGCUGCCUUUAAAUUAGUCAGCUGUAUCAGUUGUGUAUAUAGUACUUUUUUUUUUUCAGUCUUUUAAUGUUCUGGAAGAGUGGUCUCUAGAGCAGUGGACAAUUUAGCUCUGUGAAGUUGUGUUUCUAAUUAAUGAUUCAACCUUAUUAGCGACAAGCUUCCACAUAUUGAAACUUUUGUCGCAUGCAUCCCUGGGGUACUU